Molecule: messenger RNA, 915 nt
Organism: Oikopleura dioica
Lineage: Eukaryota; Metazoa; Chordata; Appendicularia; Copelata; Oikopleuridae
Source: the annotation of a GenBank genome assembly
AUGGAGACGAAGUUGAAAAUCGCGCAGUCGAAGGUGAUGCACAAAGAUCGCGUUUGGAGUGUCGCAUGGGGUCUCAAGGACAGCAUUCUAGCGUCGACCAGUGGGGAUUGCUCGUUGAAGUUGUGGGAUAAAAAUCUGAACCCAGUUGACUCGUUUGCGCAGGACAGGACGGUAAGAAGAGUAAAGUUCGCGCCUGAUGGAAAACAGCUGGCAAUCUGUAGUUUUAAUGGAAAAGUGCUCAUUUACAAGUUGGAGAACGGCGUGUUCGAAGAGUACGCUGAGCUAGAAGGUCAUGAGUCGGAAGUGAAGAGCAUUUCUUGGUCUGCCGACAGCUCUUUACUCGCCACAUGCGGGCGUGAUAAAUCCGUCUGGGUCUGGGAGUGCUGGGAAGACGGGGACUACGAGUGUGCUGGCGUUAUCACUUCUCAUAGCGCAGAUGUGAAAGAUAUUUGCUUCCACCCAUACGAUUGCAUUCUCGUCUCGGUGUCCUACGACAUGACAGUGAAAUUGUUCAAAGAGUAUGACGGCGAAUGGGAUUGCGUGCAAACGCUGACAGGACACACAGAUACCGUUUGGUGCGCCGCUUGGUCUCCCGAUGGCUUAAAACUAGCAACUGCCGGUAGUGAUCAGUGCGUGCGGAUUUGGGCGAUGAACAACGGAAAACUCGAACUUGAAGCUAACAUCCAAGGCAUUCACGAGAGAACUAUUUAUUCUGUCGACUGGGGCGAGAGGGGCAUAGUCACUGGUUGUGCUGAUAACAAAAUAAGAUUACUGCAGCAGUCUGAGGGUGGAUGGAUCAGCAGCGACGCCGUCGCUGUCCUGUCCGAUGUUAAUUCAGUGGCAUGGUCAAAAAAUGGGGAUAAAAUUGCUGCUGGAACAGAUGACGGCGAUGUGGUUUUAAUUGACUUGGUCUAA